GCUUCCGACCAGCCAGCAAGCAACACCAGGAUAGGCUGCCACAGCCAGCCAAUCAAAACGUGCGCAGAGCUGAGGUUGCAGAAAAAAAAAUAAAUCCCAGGGAGAAGAACCCUGUCUUGAGUUUCCAUUUUCAAGAGAAAAAAAUAUCGAAAUCCUCCAAAAAGUCGUGGUAAAGUGGCGCCGAAGGCGGACUGGGGGUUCAAGGACGACCGCAGCUGAAACUGCGUGCCGGUUCUGACUGCGCUUUGGUGGUUUUUUCCACUGUUUUUACGAGCGGAUGAAAACUUGUGCGGCGGCGCAGGGAGCCAGCGAGCAGGACGGAGCCCCAGUCCCCCCGGAGCCCAGGAGCGGGGCGGCGGGCAUCGCGGAGCCAUCCUUCUGAAACCAGGCAUGGCUCACAGCUCCCUGGCAGCGGCGGCCGAGGCCGCAGGCAGCUCUGCUGACAGCUGAAGGGGGCACCCUCAUCCCGGGCUGGAAUGACGCAGCAGGAGUGCAGCCCGGCAGCAGAGUGACGACCACGCCGACGACGAUGGGCCUUAGCGCCUCCAGUUACCCUCACUCAUGCCCCCCCCGCGUGGCGGGCAGCUCGCAGGCACAGCAGACCUUCAUCGGCACCUCCUCCUACACGCAGCAGGGCUACGGCUGCGAGGCCAAGCUCUACAGCCUGGAGCAGCAUGGACCCGACAAGCCGCCGGACAAGAAGAAGCGGAGUUCAGGCCUGGCCACGCUCAAGCGACGCCUCAUCCGACGCCGCAAGUCGGGCCGUGCCGCCGACCACGCCCGCCACAUGAGGGAGCUGCUGAGCGGCUGGGACGUUCGGGACGCCAACGCGCUAGUGGAGGAGUACGAGGGCACCAUGGCACUCAAGGAGCUGAGCCUGCAGGCCGGUCUGGCCAGGCCGGAGGCGCGGACGCUAGCGCGUGACCUGGCCGCCCUCUACGAGCACAAGUACUGCACGGAUGUGGACCUGAUUUUCCAGGACGCCUGCUUCCCGGCGCACCGCGCCAUUCUGGCUGCCCGCUGCCCCUUCUUCAAGACGCUGCUGUCCUCGCAGCCCGAGUUCGGCGCUCAGGUGCUGUUGGACGUGCGCACGGCCGGCAUCGACGUGCCCAUGUUCUCGGCGCUGCUGCGCUUCCUGUACACGGGUGAACUGGCGCCAGGCGAGGCGCGCCUGCAGAAUAUCGACAUGCUGCUGCAGCUGACAGAGGAGUUUGGCACGCCCAACCCGCUGGACGCCGACAUGCGCGGCCUCCUCGACUACAUGUGCUACUACGACUCCCUGCUGAGCUUCACCUCCGACGGUCAGCUGGUAGAGGCGUUCGGGGGCGAAGCCGGGCCUGGUGUCUGCGCUGUGGCGAGCCCGGGCCGCCCCGAGGAGGAGCUGCGGGCCCACAAGGCCGUGCUGUCGGCGCGCUCGCCGUUCUUCCGCAACCUGCUACAGCGGCGCAUCCGCACGGGCGAGGAGAUGACGGAGCGCGCCCUGCAGGCGCCCACGCGCAUCGUGCUGGACGAGUCCAUCAUCCCGCGCAAGUACGCGCGCGUCAUCCUGCGCUGCAUGUACACGGACGCUGUGGACUUGUCCUAUGUGCUGCGCUCCAGCCCGUCAGCCGGCAGCCUAGGCGAGGUGCAGGCCCUGGUGGCUGGGAAGGUCGACCUGAGCCGUGCAGAAGAGGCAAUGGAGCUGUAUCACAUCGCCCUCUUCCUGGAGUUCAGCAUGCUGGCCCAAGGCUGUGAGGACCUGGUGGUGGACAGCCUCUCUCUGGACUCUGUCGUGCCGAUUCUCAAAUGGAGCUCACAGCCGUACGGCUCCAAGUGGGUCUACCGGCAGGCCGUGCACUUUCUGUGCGAGGAGUUCAGCCAGGUCAUGACCUCGGACGUUCUGUACGAGCUGAGCAAGGAGCAUCUGCUCACCGCCAUCCAGUCGGACUAUCUGCAGGCCAGCGAGCAGGACAUUCUCAAGUAUGUCGUGAAGUGGGGAGAGCACCAGCUGAUCAAGAGAAUGGCUGACCGAGAGCCCAACCUGCUCAGUGGAACAGCGCACAGCGUGAACAAGAGGGGGGUGAAGAGGCGGGACCUGGACGUGGAGGAGCUGAAGGAGAUCCUGUCCCCGCUGCUGCCCUACGUCCGCAUCGAGCACAUCCUGCCGCCCAACAGCGAGGUCCUCUCCGAUGCCAUGAAGAGAGGCCUGAUUAGCACACCCCCUUCAGACAUGCUGCCCACCGCCGAGGGGGGGAAGGCCAACGCCUGGCUGAGACAGAAAAGUGCUGGCAUCUACGUGCGACCCCGCCUCUUCUCACCAUACGUGGAGGAGGCCAAGGCUGUGCUGGACGAGAUGAUGGUGGAGCAGACCGACCUGGUCCGGCUGCGCAUGGUGCGCAUCUCCAACGUGCCCGACACGCUCUACAUGGUCAACAACGCCGUCCCCCAGUGCUGUCAUAUGAUCAGUCACCAGCAAAUCACCAGUGGGCAGGCGGCCCCCCCAUCCGUCGUGGGUAAUGAGGUGCCAGUGCCCAAGUUGUCGGUGGUGAAGGAGAUGAUCCAACGGCUGCAGGAGCUCCGGCACACGGACCAGGUACAGCGAGCCUACGCGCUUAACUGCGGCGAGGGAGCCACCGUCAGCUACGAGAUCCAGAUCCGCGUGCUUCGCGAGUUCGGCCUGCCUGACGGAGCGGCUGAGUUGCUGCAGAACCCGCACAAGUUCUUCCCCGACGAGCGCUUUGGAGACGAGAGCCCGGUGCUGGCACUGCGCCAGGCGACUCGAUGUCGGGUCAACAGCACGCCAGCGGUGGAUGGCGGCUUUGCCGAUCUGGAACCCAUGGCGGGCUUCCACCCACCGCUGCCCCCGCCCCCCCCACCUUACCAUCCCCCCACCACGCCUGGCCACACCCAGCUGAAGGCCAGCUGGAGGCCUCGUGCUCCCAGCCAGCCCCCAUCCCGCUCCUUCUCGUAUCCAUGCAACCACACAGUGUUGCCCCGACACCCCGCCUCUAAGCAUGGGAGCCCCGCCUACCCAGCAGCCCCCAAGGUCCUGCCCCCGGAUUGUACCAGCCUGCCCGGUGUCCGGGCUAUCCCCCCGGACAAGCAAGGGAACAUGGAGCCGGUCAUCAAUGAGUUCAUGCCAGAUAUCGCCAUGGGCGUCUCGGCCAUGAGCCUGAAGGAGCGCCGCUCCCCAGAGGGCCCCGCAGACGGUGAGCGCGGCAACUUCCACUCGCACGCCUCCACCAUGCCCCCCCCGCAGCACUACGCCACCGGGGCCGGGACUUGCCCCCCCGGCCGGCACGGCCUGCCCCCCUGCAAGAAGCACGGUCCUGAGCCCCAGCCAGAUGUCCGUUCUGACUUCCCCGACAUCUACGAUUUUCCCUGCCGUCCCACCACUCCUGGCGCCAGCCGGCGCACGCCACCACCCCCACUGCCCUACGUGGGACCUGACCUUUACGGUGCCGCCCGCCCGGCCCUUGGGCCCCUCCCGCCGGCCUACAUGCCUGAUAUGCCGCCCCCCGCCUGGCCGCCUGCGGACCCCCUGCGCCUGGACGUUCUGGAGCAGCCCCUGCAGCGCGUGCCCGUGCCUGGCACCCACGUCUCCAGGGGGCGCUCCAAGAAUGAGUCGGACCAGACCUGCGGCCUGGCGCCGCUGCGCUCCCCCAGCGCACCGGAGGGGUCUGCAGGCGGGGCUGAGCCUGGGGGGGUGCUGCUCCCCCACUGGAACAGCAGCGGCGAGGAGGCCAUGUCCGGCCGGGACCGCAGGUCUCCCAACAAGCCCGAAUACUCUUACCGCAAAUCUGCACUUUAACCACGGACUGGAGCACGAGGAACUAAAGGGAGAAGUGAGGGCUGGGUGGGCGGGGAGCUGCUCGGCGGGGCUCCGUGGCGGGGCUCCGUGGCGGGGCUCCGUGGCGGGGCUCCAUCGCGGGGCUCCAUCGCGGGGCUCCAGUGGCCUGGUUAGCUGGCCCAGAGCUGUGUGAUCACCCAAUAAGUUCCUGCUUGUUCACUAAAUCCCUGAAGCUCUCACCCCCCUCCUGAUGUGUCCUGGGCCCCCAGCUUCUGGUGUCCCUCUGCUACCACCAUUGAUCGGUACGGAGGCUCUGGAUGGACCCCGCAUUAGCUUGACGAGACGAUCCCUUCCAGCCGCAGGCCUCGCUUCAGUCUGCAUACCUUUAAUUUGCAAAUAUUAUGAUAAUAAUGGCUAAUAGCUAGACUGCAGUAAGUUACGUGCGUUGUGGCUGCUGCCGUUCGGAGGGGGUGUCUGUCCUGCACGCUUCACCCCCGCCGGGAUGGUCAUGGCGAACACCUCCCUGUGUUACAGGACGCUCUGCGUUUACGCAUCACCCUCUGGGUUCAGACCCCAGGCUUUGGCUGUUUGACAUCACAUGCUAACAUGCCCAUUCAGUAACAGCAUUAUUUCCCAGUAUCGAUCGAAGGUACUUGGGGUCCAGACUCACUUAGGGCGUUAAUGCCAAGCUCGGCAUCAUCCCCACUGGCACGCUGUCGAACCCAUGAUGCAAACACAUCCCAGUAGUGCAUGUGGUCACGGUCGCCCUAAGGGCUAUCUCUGUACCAGAUGCCAAACUGCACGGCUUCUUGUGCCCUAAAGUGCAACCCAUAAUAAGCAGAGGCCGUCUCCAGGUAACAAGGGACGGUUUGAUGGCUCAUCGGAGUAGCUUGACACAGCAGGUCCCUUUAUUAGCCGGCGCAGCCUGUGGUACGCGGUACGCAUGAUCGCGACCUGCCGGCAUUCUCCACACGUGCUGUCAGCCUCAUUUUCCUCCUCUGUCAGUCUGCAGCGUUCACCAUCACUUCCUGUCCCUGGUUGCCCCCAUUUCCUGUCGCCUCUUUUCAAAUUUUUUUUUUCUCGUAACCGGAGAAACGACACUUCCGCGCUGUGCAGUGGAUCUUUUUCCAGCCGCGUGACAGGCAGCAGCGGUUGCAGUUGCCAGGUAACUGCCCCUCCAUGUUCCGGCCCAAGGGCUUCUGCUCACUAAAGCCACGUCUGAAAGAUGGGGGUGUGUUUCAGCCGGCCAGCUUUGGUCACAGUGCAUUGUGGGAAAGGAAUUGGCAAAGUGUCAUUUUCCUGUGGUCUGGUGUUACUCAUGGCACUGUUGGGGCGGUUGAGUUGCCUGCGUCGUGGAACCACUAACCAAAUCCCGAGUGGGAUAUCUCCAGAGACAUCUGACUGGUUUCCUGUCUCAUACGUCACCCGAUCCUGCUUCCUCUGACCCGUUCCUCAGUCGGUGCUGCCCCGCUGUGCUCGGCUGAGUGCCACCACGACUCCGGACCUCUCUCCUCGCUGCCUGAAACCUCCUGACCUCCACAGUGCCACCUCCUGGGCUAAUCUUGAACCUACAGGCGGGCUCCUGUUUUCCGUGUUUCCCCCCCCACACACUGCAGAUCUCUACCUCUGUGCCCUAUAUCGCUUGUAAUAAACCUGCCAGUUUAUCGGCGUUUUAGUGUAGGUCGCUCAUGCGAUGCAGCCCGUGCUGUCGCUCGUAUGCAAAUCCGCCUCCAUCUCUUACUGCUAAUUCCAGUCUUGACAUCGCUAAGGUGCUUGCUGACUUAGCCGCAGCCCUCGCCAUCAGCAUCUGCAGGGGAUGCGCCGAGGACAAUGCGCGUCAGCCGUGAGCUGCAGGGGGCGGCGUAGCGUUGCAGUGCUUUGAAAAUGUGCAAAUGUGGGGCCGGUGUAUCAACCCAGGGCCCAGUUUCACGCUCUGCCCCUAUUCUUGUGGGUCUGUGGGGGAAGGGGAGGAGGGGGGCUGUAUCAGCAGGGCUCAGAGAGACUUGGUGACUUAGCGAUUCGGGAGGAGGCUUCGCCUCUAGUUACGCCACUUCUGCAUCUUCUCUCUGCUUUGGUUUCACACACUCCAUAUCACAGUGCUCCAAAGCAGCCCUCCCCUCAAGUUCCUGGGAGCCCCCCCCCCUACAUCUAAAGGCCCUGGCCAAGUCCAUAUGUCAGCAUCCAGCUCAGAGGUCAGGGCAGAGGAGCUGGGCAGACCGAAAUAGCGCCCUGACUUCUGUUUUUCAUUUUUAGAGAACAUACCUGUCGAGAUCUAAGAAUCUGAUCGCGUUCGUUUGAAGUCUCCCCACACAGCCCCUAUUUGGGCUUAUUUUCCGCUUCAGGCCAUCUCGGUGGAGAAUGCCGAGUUCACUUUCACGCAGUCUGCACUGCCCCACGACGUUACAGAGGAAUGCCGUCUCCUGGAGUGGGAGCUCUGGCUUGGACAAGGCCGUCCUCCUCCUGCUGUUGGCACCGAUUCCACGCGGAGCUGAAGGAUCCUUCUGUUUUUUUUUAAUUAUUGGAACAGCAGGUCAUUUCCACUUUGUGUCGUCCCCGCGCUGGGAAGUGAUCCAGCUUGCAGCAGGGAAGGUUCCCCCUUACAAUCAAUCUGAAGUGUUGUCUUUAGUCAUCGGUGUUUUAAUCCUGUCGUCUUCAUUUCACAUUAUGUAGUCGGAGUGAUGCCGCUGCUUCUGCGCGAACGUGGGAGGAUAGUGGCCCUGUGUCUCUGAAGGCCGAAAACCACUGUCUUGCUCUGGGAGGGGGCAGAGGGACCUGGCUCAGUCCAGUUGGAGGGCACUGAAGCUGACAUUCCAGUCUGCGUCCAGUUAAGUGUGGGUUGUGUAAACAAAGGCCUCUUUUUCAGCCUUUCCCUGCAUGCGGGUAGCGGAUGUACGGUUUAUUUUCUUUCCUGCGAUGCUAAGCGGGUACCACACACCUUUUUUUUUUUUUCUUUUUUUUUCUGCACCUCAUCGGUGACUCCCACUUGACCUCACCCCUUCCCGUCCCAAGUAUUUCAUUCACAGGAGGGGAGCGGCGCUGUUGAAUUGUGGGUAGGGAGGCAUGCGGUCGCAUUGUUUUCUGGCCUUCUGGUGUUCACCAGCAGUAUUAAGUUCCUUUUCUGCCUGAUAAGGGCCUGAUGUCUGUUAGCACAUGCAGAGUGGAAAGCAUAACUGGGAGGCAGUAUGUGGGUCAUGUCGAAUGAUUGCUGCUGGGUCAGAGGUCGCCUCUCGGCCGCUGUGUAGGUUCGCAGCCGGGUUUUCCGUUCCGGUCAGCACACUCGCAGCUCGGAGGGCAGUGUGGUAACAAUUUCGCCCUGUGUGACGCAGCCGCCUGGCUGGACCCCCACCCCGCAUUGCGAGCGUGUUACCGCGGUUCCCGAGAUGACAGAGUAGCACAUGGACCCUGGUGGAGCGCUGCAGGUCUUCAUGAGAGGCUUCUGGGGAGUCUUUGAGAGCAAAAAGGAAGAAAAAAAAUUUCCAUUCUGUUUGCUUCAUGAGGAAAAUAUGCAGACCGCUGUUCAUCUCCCCCCCCGCCCGCCCCCGUUUUUCCAGGACGAAUCCAGCCGUCCCUUUGACGUCGUCCUGCUUUUAUUUGGUAGAGCGACGAGCGUGUGCCUUCCCCGGCCACCGGCUGGCCAUUUCCCACGAUGUGAACUUCUGUCCUAUGCAAGCGAAUUUUCUACAGAGCUGCGGUAACCAGACUCUACACAUGCUUCAUGUACAUAGUGUUUUUGAGAUAUAGUAUUUUUUAAUUUUGUAGGUACCUUUGAACAGAAACCUCUGGAAAAUGUCAUUUGUUAUGAUUGUGUAUAACAAGUAUGCCUGCCAUAUUUGUUAUAUAUAUAUAUAACCUAACACCUUUUCUUGUAGACAACUCGUACCAGGUUGUAUAAAGUCUCACUGGUUCUAUUUUUCUACUGCUCUCAGAGAGGGGGUGUUAACAAGGAACAUACAGUUUGCAACUGCGUAGCUUCUUCACAAUAAAAGUGCUUCUACAUA
Messenger RNA from Brienomyrus brachyistius, 7767 nucleotides. It is a transcript of the gene btbd7, whose product is annotated as BTB (POZ) domain containing 7. The coding region runs from base 530 to 3790 and encodes 1086 amino acids. The transcript has 11 exons. The record is from RefSeq and is a predicted model, not a curated record. Gene Ontology annotation, biological process: morphogenesis of a branching epithelium. NCBI's taxonomy places the organism in Eukaryota, Metazoa, Chordata, Actinopteri, Osteoglossiformes, Mormyridae. Gene Ontology annotation, molecular function: protein binding.